Amoebophrya sp. A120 is the source of this 781-nucleotide messenger RNA. The record is from the annotation of a GenBank genome assembly. NCBI's taxonomy places the organism in Eukaryota, Dinophyceae, Syndiniales, Amoebophryaceae.
UGUGAAAGUGAGGAAAGCUGCAGGGGAAGUUGUAGGUGGUGCCGGAAUAUGCACUGCAAAAGCAUCGUACUAGUAUAUAUAAAUGGCAUGACAAAUUCCCUCAGUAUGUUAUGAGAAAUGAAAUUUGUAAUGCGGAUUUAACUUGACAGAAAAAUUUGUUUGUAAUGCAAAAAUGCGAUUAGUACGAGUACGAUACUUUUGCAGUGCAUACGGAACUACAAAUCCUCAGCCUCCUGCUGACGCAGGUGACGAGGGAGAGAUAUGUGACGACGAUGAAGAUAUUAAUGCUGAAUUUCAAGCUGAAGGGCCGAUAGAAGUAGACGCGAACGGUGCAGAAGCAGCCCGACGACUACCACAACAGGAAAUUCGGUACGACGGAUCAUCUACAUCUUCUGUGGAGAGUGGCGACGCCAGCGUUUUGGAUGGUAGUGGUGCAGGUACAGCCCGUUCGGGAAGUCACAACUCUUUCAUGGCCGGAGCUCACUUGAGCCCUCUGCAGGAACUUUCGUCGACGUUCACUUCCACUUCAGAACUUUUUCAUCCUGAUGCGGAGGGACCGCAGCUGCCACACAAGAACCCUGUUGUAAGUGCACCAGUUGGGGCGCCCCAUGCGGAGGAUCAUGGGAGCGAAGAUCUCCCUGAGAUUGAUGAUGAAUCUCCGGAUCAUAUAAAACCCGACUUUGUCGAAGACCCGAACAGGCUGAUGAAUCACGACAGCUACCUGACAUUCGUCCAAAUCACGGCAAUCCAGUCCGACAAGCAUCAAACACACGGUGCAGCA